AUGACUUUCUUCAGAUACCUGCUAGCUGUUCUGGUAUUGCGGCUUGCGCAUGGCGCCGUGGUCGGCGAGAGCCGCUGUACCAGGAAUAGCAUCAACCUCGGGAAGUUGAUCGACACGUUACUCACUGAUUAUGAUGUGCAUCUACUGCCACAUGCCGAGGGUGUUAAUGUUACGAUGGAAUUGCAUGUACAGAGCAUCUCCAAGAUCUCGGAGAUCACGGCCGACUUCUCGUUGGACGUGAUGUAUAGUGAGAUUUGGGAGGAUCCGAGGUUGUCGUUUAAGCAUUUAAAUGUCUGCACAACCAAUAUCACCUUAAAAAGUGAUUUUCGGAAGAAAAUCUGGACCCCAGAUACGUGUAUAAUUAAUAGCAAAAGCUCCCACAUCCACAGCUCACCCUCCGAGAACACAUUCGUAAUCCUCUACGAGAACGGGCUGGUCUGGAGUAAUUUUCGGUUACACGCCCAAGCCCCAUGCAAAGUCAACCUCGAAAUGUUCCCUUUUGACUCGUUGAGUUGUGAGGUGGUCUUAGAAUCAUAUUCCUUCAAUUCCGACGAGGUCCGGUUGUUAUGGCAUGACACGCCGGUCACAAUAAUGGAAAAAAUCGAGCUGCCCGACUUUGAAAUGACCGGCUGGUCGACGGAUCAUGCUCGGCUGGAGUAUCCGAACGGAAUUUGGGAUCGAGCUAAUGUGAAAUUUGUGUUUGCGCGGCGAUACGGGUUCUACCUUUUCCAAUCUUAUUUCCCGACGAGCUUGACGGUGAUCUCGAGCUGGGUCGGCUUUUUCUUCGAUGUUAGGAGUGUUUCGGCAAGAAUUACCCUCGGCGUUUCAUCCCUCCUCGCCCUGACUUUCCAAUUCGGCAACGUCCUUCGCCAUCUUCCGCGUGUCAGCUAUAUCAAGUGCCUUGACGUGUGGAUGAUUUUCUCCGUGAUUUUCAUCUUCAUGACGUUGGUGGAGUUGGCCAUUGUGUGCCAAUUGAAUCGUUGGGAAAGAGAGCGACAGAUCGGUUCGAAAGUCCUUGGCCAUUGGCUGAACCAAAUCAGAAAGACAAGAAAAGACACAAAGCCGGCGAACGGCGGCAACGAAAGUGGUGGAGGACUUCGGAAACGGCUGCUAGGGUUUGGAGGCGGAAACAAGGACAAGGAGAAGGAGAAGGAGAAGGAGCCGGAACAGCCGAAAGACAACCAACUCCACACCGUCCAACCCACCUUCACCCCGCCGCCAAUCGCUGCCAAUAAUAAGCUUAUUGAAAAUGGCAACGAGGACCCGGAGUUCGACAUUCGGCCCACCAAGAAGAAACGCGAAUUUCGGAAGGCCGUGCAGCGGCUAUUUUAUGUGUUUUGCCCGCCAGACCGCGACUGGACGGUUACGAGUGUACAGGUCGACCGAUGCUCAAUGAUUAUGUUCCCAUUGUCAUUUUUGUUCUUCAAUGUUGCAUAUUGGUCAAUAUACUUCAUGAAAAUGGAUCGCCCGUUA
Mesorhabditis spiculigera is the source of this 1473-nucleotide messenger RNA. The record is from the annotation of a GenBank genome assembly. NCBI's taxonomy places the organism in Eukaryota, Metazoa, Nematoda, Chromadorea, Rhabditida, Rhabditidae.